Molecule: messenger RNA, 234 nt
Organism: Trichoderma virens Gv29-8
Lineage: Eukaryota; Fungi; Ascomycota; Sordariomycetes; Hypocreales; Hypocreaceae
Exons: 3
Coding region: 1-234 (77 amino acids)
Biological process (GO): mitochondrial respiratory chain complex II assembly
Cellular component (GO): mitochondrion
Source: RefSeq, a predicted model, not a curated record
AUGCGUCUCUCAGGCCUACAGAAGGAGGUGCUGGCGCUGUAUCGCCAGUGUCUGCGCGAGUGCAGAAAGAAGCCUCAGAACACCCGCGCUCACUUUGAAAAGUUUGUGAGGGAUGAAUUCUCGCGCAACUUGGCCAUUGAGAAGCGCGACUUUGCCGCUAUCGAGUUCCUGCUCCGCAAAGGCCAUCGGCAACUCGACGUCUACUCUUCACCUGGUAUCAAGGAUAUCAGGUAA